This is a messenger RNA of Spodoptera exigua (beet armyworm), 1136 nucleotides long. The record is from the annotation of a GenBank genome assembly. Lineage: Eukaryota; Metazoa; Arthropoda; Insecta; Lepidoptera; Noctuidae.
UGACAAACACUAGUCUGAUAAUAAUACUUGCUUAGCACCGUCGCGUUUAUAUUUUUUUUUAUAAGUGUUUGAAAAGAAAUAAUAAUGAAUUUUCAUAGAAAUAACGAUUAUGAGGUUCACCCGCCUAUUAUAUCGCUCACUGACUACAGAGAUCAGAGAUUGUUAAUGGGACGCAAUACUAAAUCUGAGAUAGACAUAACAGAUGUAGUGCUUAAAGGCAACUCGCUGGUGGCCACAGUUUCAGUCACGAACUACAAUAUUCCGUUCGUUACCAAAACAAGCCGGGAGCUCAUAAUCGGUGGCGUGGUGGGCUUCCAGGUGAAGGUGGUUACAGCCAUGAUCAGCAAUGGCCAUAUGACGGUGUACAACAACUUGGUGUUCGUACAGUUCAUCAAGCGGCGUCAGAAUGACGAACUCAACUACGUGCUGAAGCUCACCGCCACCGACCUGAACAUAGAAGACAAACGAUUCACUAGCGACGACGGCACGUGGCACUUGAUCAACGAGAACAAGCGGCUGCAGUACACAUUCCAAGUGAACAUAUUGUUGGAGGUGGUGCCGCGCGUCAACUCCUUCGCAAGCUUGCACGACGACGAGGAGUUGACCGACUUCGAGCUGCGCGGAGUGGACGGCUCAGUACACAUGCACCGCGCCGUGUUGGCCGCUGCCAGCCCCGUGCUGCGGCGCAUGCUGGGCGGCGUGUGGCGCGAGACCAAGGAGGGCUUCGUGGACAUGCCCGGCACCUCGCGCGCCACUCUUCAGGACCUCAAGAACUACGUGUACCUGCGCACGCUGCCCGAGACAGGACUGGAGGAGCUGUUGCUCCUCUCGUCUUACUACAUGAUGCCAGAGCUAGAGGAACGGUGCGUGGACAAGCUCGUGCAAAAUGUUACCGCGGAGAACGCCUUCGAAGUGAUCGAGUUCGCGGCUAAGAAUAAGAUGACACAGCUGAUGCUGGCAGUCCUGGAAUGUGUGGAGUCCGGGUUAGUUCACGUCUCAGAAAUGCGAAAUCACCUUCAGAAGCAGUGAACCCGCGCUGGUAUUAAGUUACGCUUUACGCUUGGUCAAUGACUACUCUUUCGCUAUACUAGCGUACAGUGAAAGAGUAAACAUUAAAACAAUUUGAGGUCAUACAA